Molecule: messenger RNA, 4309 nt
Organism: Drosophila nasuta
Lineage: Eukaryota; Metazoa; Arthropoda; Insecta; Diptera; Drosophilidae
Gene: et
Product: eye transformer
Exons: 2
Coding region: 1-2136 (711 amino acids)
Molecular function (GO): protein binding
Source: RefSeq, a predicted model, not a curated record
AUGCGGCUCUCAUCAGUUUGGAUUUUCAUUGCGAUCACGUGCAUUUCGCCUUCGUAUUGUAAGUGCGGUAUAUCAAAAGGUGUCGAGAUUCAAGUGUCGCAAGAGCGACUGCGCAAAGGCGAUGCGUAUAAUAUUACCUGUUCGAUUGUAGAUCUCGAAGAGGUGCAACGCAAUUGCAAAUCAUCACAGAUUGAUAUGCUCGCGAAUAACACGAAAGUGGCCACGAAAUAUAUCAAUGCGACAACCUUGUAUCAUCAAGUUGAUUCGGCUCAGCCACAACACAUAAGCAGCGGAUAUUUUUGUUCCUGCAACGGAGCAGGUCUCGUGGCCAUUAAAUUCCAGAUUGGUGUUCAGCUGCACAUCGACGAUUUUGAUUGCCACUUUUUGGAUGAACCCGGUACGCAACUUGUGUGCACAUUUAGUGCGCCGCCUCAGUCCUUCGUUGUGAAUCCACAAACCAGUUAUAAGCUCGAAUAUAAGAGGCGCUGGUGGAACUGCACCACAACAACAAACAGCUUUGCAAGGGUGCAAUGCAUUGUGCCCAGUAGCCACUUCAGCAAGUUUGAAUCCGAAUAUAAGCUGACGGUCUCCAUGGACGAUGGUCUAGGUGUGAUGAAUAACACAUUCACGCGAUCCAAGACCGAGUGCACUGUGCUGCCGGCCAUGGAGGAGCUGAGGCAGCUCAAUCGCAGCAGCAACUCCCACUGCCUACAAUAUACAGAUUUGAGGAAAUCAAAUCAUGAUGGCGCGUGCUGUGAAUACAAUCUUAAAUUGGAGCCAAAUACUACCCACAAAGUGUCGACUGACAAUUCAAACCUAAUAAUAUGUCUGUCGCAACUGUUGCCGCACCAGAACUACACGUUAAACGUGAGUCGGCGUCUCAACCAUCCAAAAACACAUUGGAGCGAGGAAGCUGUUUACAAGUUUAGCACAGAUGCCACCAUUCCGCCACGGCCGCCAAAUGUCUGGUCGAAUGGUUAUGUCGUCGAUAGCAGUCGCCGGGAAUUGCUAGUGUAUUGGCAGCCAUUAAAUGAGAGCGAAUAUAAUGGAUUUAAUUUCACCUACAACGUUACUGUGCGCGACAGCCUGGGAAACUUUCAAGUCGGGAAUGCAAACAUUCACCUGGAAUCGAAUACGGCUCGCAUCAGCGGCAUGCCACCGUCGACAUCGGGGAGCGAUACCUAUGUGAUAACAAUCAAAAGCCAAAAUAGUGCGGGACUCUCGGAAAACAGCAGCGACAUUUUGAUAUCCCAGUUGACAAAUGCAGAGGAUCGUAAACCGAUUGAUAUGUGCAUCGAAACGGAAACACAGAAAUUGCGUUGGAAAGAACCGAAGAUAACCGACGGUCUCACCUCCUAUACUAUCUAUUCGUGUGAUACCACUAAAGCCGUUCCCGAUCGCUGUAAGGAUCCAUUACGUCUAGCGGCAACGAAUACGAACAGUUGGGAUAAUUAUUUCAUCUUCCAUAAUUCAUAUAAAUAUUAUAAAUGGGCCGUUGCUGGCAACUACAGCGGAUCGACGGCCGCCGGUGGCAUUGUCUGGUUGGAUGAUAAGAAUUCGUGUCACACGAAUGCUGGCGAAUGGUGGUUCGACAACCGAAAUGUUCACGCAAUCAUUGCACUGGGCGUUCUUGGCGUUACUUUAUAUUUUCUUAUACGCAAAUUCCGCUACAUGUCGGACAUUAAGGUCGACCUGCCACCUGGUGUUCUAGUCGAUCGGGAGUCGAAUCAAUUGCUACUCACCGCGACCGAUGACAUUCCCCUCACUCGCAGACAGGAUGUAUACAGCGUGACCAUAAAGCCAAUUGUCAUCGACAAUAAAAGCGACAUCACCGAUAAAAAUACCAGCACGGAUAACAGCGCUUACAUUGAUACCAGCGCUACCACCGAUAACAGCGCUUACAUUGAUACCAGUUCAACCAUCGAUAAGAACACUUUUAGCAUCGAUAACGUCAAUAAUGCUGGCUACACAGAACUCUCGCCUAUGUUGUCAACGCCACGAUUCAGCGCCACCGAUAACAAAUCGAUAAGUCCUCGAAAUGAACCUGCUGUUAUGGACUACGUUGCGAUGGAUAUGGUGGCAAGGCGACAGCUUCCCGAAUAUGUUAAGCCACCGGGAUUGUAUACAGUUUUGUAAAUGAUCCCAAGUCUUAAGUUUUUUCACCUACACAUUGUAAAUAACACGAUUGCAUUUAUUUAAUUAAGCUUUUUUUUUUGUAUGCAUACAUACAUACAUGAGUCUCGUAUUUUCGCUACCUCAACAGUAUGUCUCAUAACAAGAUAAGUACGAGAUUUCCUAACAUUUCCCAACGACGAAACAUCCAGAAAAUUGCAAACUUAUGUGUAACUCUUAUCGUUUGAACAAUCAGGACAAAAUAUGAUGAUUCACGAUGACAUUCUUAAAUACCUACUAGCUUUUUCUAUAGACUAAUUGUCAAUGAAGAUAAAACUGUAAUUUUGUUGUUGUUUUGUAUACUUAAUUUAUUUGAAGAUAUUUGUAAGUUUAAUCCAUCGACAAGAAGACAGUUGAAAUACCUCAACACUUGAGGUGCUCCAAAUAUAAUUUUAUAAAAUAGUAUUUAAUACAAAAAUCUAUUGUAAAACCAACCAAAGUAAUGAAGUGCAAUUGAUUUGCAGUAUCUCAGUAUGUAUGUAUAUAGUAGAGUUUUUAGCAGCUGAAGGAGUGGGACCAUGCCACCAACUUAUCCUAACCGAGCUGAAAGUCGCAAUAGUCUUCUAGAGAUUGGAUGUGCUGGACUUGCUGCCGUGCCAUUUGUAGGAGCCAUAGUAACGGAAAUUGGCCUCCUCACACUUGCGGUCCGCCUCCUUGGGACCACGGGAACCAUAGACAUAGGGCAAGGGCUUCGUGUGUUCCUGUUCGAUUUUGUGGAGAAUGGGCGUAAAGAUGCGCCACGCCUCGCGCAACUCAUCGGAGCGUACGAAAUGCAUUUGGGAGCCACAGAAGACAUCGAGUAUCAAGCGUUCAUACGCAUCCGGCAGAUAGGAAUCCUUGUAGCGAUGCUCGUACGUCAAAUCCAAUUCGGUUUCCUCAAUAUCAAACGUGAUGCCCGGACUUUUGGUCAUCAUCUUAAAGUAGAGCGCCUCGCCGGGCUGGACACGUAUGACCAGCUCGUUUCGUUUCGUAUUCCCCUCGAAGAUGUCCCCGGGGACAUCCUGAUAUUGAAUGCGAACCUCCGCCUUGCGUUCGUUCAACGCUUUGCCGCAACGCAAGAUGAACGGAACGCCCUGCCAACGUUCAUUGUUGAUCUUCAUGACGGCCAUGGCAAAUGUGGGCGUCGUUGAAGUACUCGUUACGGUUGGAUCCUCCAAGUAGCCAGUGCGAGCAUCCUCUGUGGUCCCAUCCGGGUUGCACACAUACUGACCCAAGACCAUGUCGCUGAGCUCCAGCGCUGGAAUACUCUUUAGCACCUUGACCUUUUCGUCGCGUAUGUCAUCGGGAUGGCACGAGACGGGCUUCUCCAUGGCGACCAGCGAGAGUAUCUGUAUCAAAUGGUUCUGCAUCACAUCGCGAAUGAUGCCAAACUCAUCGAAGUAACCGCCACGGCCCUGGGUGCCGAAGGGUUCCUUGAAUGUGAUCUGCACGGACGCGAUAUUUUCGCGAUUCCACGUCGAGCUGAGGAUCUUGUUGCCAAAACGUAUGGUCAUCAAAUUCUGUACCAUCUCCUUGCCCAGAUAGUGAUCGAUGCGAUAGAGUUGCUCUUCAUCAAACAGGCUCGCCAGAUGAUCGCUCAAUGCCUUCGAGGUAACAUCGUCGCGGCCAAAAGGCUUCUCUACGAUCACGCGAUUCCAGCCGUUGCGCGACAUGCAGAUGUUCUUGAUGUUCAGCGUGACCAAGUCAUACACACUGGGCGGCAAUGCCAAAUAGAAUAUGCGAUUCGCCUUGCAGUGAUUCUCCAUCUGCUCCAAUUGCUGAUUGAGCAGCUCGUAGCCGGUGCGACCAUCGUAGGCACCAGCCACAUAGCUGUUGAGGCUCCAGAACUCAUCGUACUUGGCUUGCUCACCGGGUUGAACCUGCAGCGAGAUAAGUAUAGAUAAUGGUAUGGUAUUUUGUAGAGGAAAAGAAAACGCACCUUCAUGUAGGCGUCGCAGUUAGAGCGGAGCUUUUCAAUGGACAUCUUGGAGCGAGCAUAACCGCAUAUUUUCGUGGGUUUUGGCAGCAAAUCAUCGCGGUAAAGCCACCACAAAGUAGGAUAGAUCUUCUUUUUCGCCAGAUCACCCUGCAACAGUACAAAACAUUAGCUUUAGGAGCGCAGGAAUUGAGUAACUUAUUCGAGUGAAGUCAGGGAGAU